This is a messenger RNA of Aedes albopictus (Asian tiger mosquito), 9349 nucleotides long. RefSeq names its product protein Daple-like. The transcript is spliced from 5 exons. NCBI's taxonomy places the organism in Eukaryota, Metazoa, Arthropoda, Insecta, Diptera, Culicidae. The record is from RefSeq and is a predicted model, not a curated record. Bases 26 to 1399 code for a protein of 457 amino acids.
CUACGAUUCGUAAUAUCUAACAAAAAUGUCUUCAACCAGCACGCCAAAUGCCAUCGAUGACAGUGAGCCUUUGGCCGGAAUCAUCAACACAAUCGACAAUCUGGAGAACACUCUCAGCAAUCUUGAGCUGGAUGUCCGUAAUGAACUCAACACCCAGCGGUUGUUGUACCGAUGCCAGCUGAAUCUGGCCGGAAGAUGUCCUUCGGUAGAUCGCGUCCGCGAUACCGACAGUCAAUCUUCCCAGGGAAAGGGGUCAAUAGUCAGCAAAUUUAGCGGCUGUAACUGCCGCUGCAAUCAAGCUCUGGAAAUCUAUCUGGGUCAACUUCGCAGAGCACAGACCGAACAGGAGGAAUUACUCCGGGUUAUGAAAAUGAAAGACGAACAAACUAAACUCUACCGCUGCAAGCUGAUGGAAUCUAAUGCCACCGUCGAGCGCCAGAAGCAAGAAAUCAAGGCACUCAAGGACAAUGAAGAGCUCAUAACGCAAAAAAUCAAUACCGCCCUGGAGGAGGAGAACCAAACCCUAAUGACCGAGAUCGAACGUCUGAAGAGCCUUCCGGAUGAGCUGCAGGCGCGGGAACGUGCCCUCAAGGUGGCCAACAAGGAGCUGCAGGAAACGAAACUCACGCUCAAGUCCCUGCUGCUUGACAUUGAGUCCGGUUUGGAGACGUGCGAGGACAUCUCCGGCGAGCUGCAACAGGAACGGAAACGUGCUUUUAACACACUGAACGAGAUCGACGAGGAAAAGCGUAAAGUCCUCAGCUGGAUCGCCAAGUAUAGCGAACUGAAGCAACAGUACGAUUCAGCCGUACAGCAGAAGGAAUCCGUUGCCCAAUUGAGUAUUGCCCUACGGGAGAAGACUACGAAGCUAGAAGCUCUAACGAAGGACUACGACGCUCUUAGGAAGGAAAGCGUUGAUUAUAUUUCUAAUGUGGAAACCGUGAAUGAAAAGCAGAGAACGGAACUCCAGGAACGCGUAGUGGAACUGGAAUGCCAAAAUCUCCAGUAUAAGAUUGCCCUUGAGGAACAGUGCCAAAAAACGUCUGAAGUAUCUCAUAAUAUGCAACGGGAGCUUCUCAGCCUGGAGAUGAAAUUCGUCGAUGCUCAGGAAGAGGUCAGUGCUUUGAAGAGAUACAACGAAAAGGCGGCAGCAAGUGCGGAGUACACAGCCCGGCGCCAGAGUCUGGUAGGUGACGAAACAUCUGAAGACCUGCCAUCGCUAAGUCCACCGUACUGCAAAACGUGUGGUGUAGAUUUUUCAUCGGAAAAGGUGGAUUCCGAACAUGCGUGUUCUGAGGAUAAGCUAUCGGCGAAAAGCGAAAACUAUGAAACGGCUUCGGGUUCUGGCAAGUCCAAUGGUAACGGCAUAGCUUCAAAGAGUAAUGAAUCCAAUUCCUAAGAGAUUUUGUUGAAAUACUUUGAGAAUAACAACAGUGCUCAAAUCAGCUCCGUAGACUUGUUUUUACUCAUCAACUGGAAACGGUAACCCACCUCGCCCACACUUCUUUUCCGGGAACCAGCGAAGCAUGUCUAUCUACACUCUGGAAUCAAUGUUAUACGGGAGCCAUUUGAAACCUUGGCAAAAUAUUUGUAUUUCACCCUCUAUCUAUCAAAUGUGCUUUGUUUCGCUAGCUGCACUGACAACGCCUUGUUGACAUUUCAGUUUCCUUUGGCAUACAGACCACUUUAUCGGACUCACGUCGUACGGAAUGUUUUAUCGGUGCAUAAAAUCCGACACCUAGGUGAACUGGAAAAAUAAAGCUGUCAAGCAAUUGAAUUGAUGAUGGAUUUGAACAGAUAAAUAGAACAACAUCUAAAGUACUUCUUACAGAAAAUGUUUACUAAUUCCGCAAAAGAAAGAGAUAUUAAUUCAGAUUAAAAUACCUGAUUAGUAAACUUUUAAAUGGUUGAACUCUUGCAGAAAAAAAGCCUAAUAAUGUUAAGUAGCACACAGCAUUAAAUUGAUAUUCUAUAAAUUAUAUCGCAAUCCAUUGGAUUGGUAUGUAUAGAGAGCCAGCACCACGGCCGAUACUAAUUUACUCAUGAGUAUUUUCAUUCAACACAACUCAAACAGUAGGUACAGACCCUGGCGGACAAAUUGAAGAGCAGUGCGCCAAACGGGUGGUACCGAUGAGCGCCCCAUGAAAACGAUUACAGCGCACGUGAGAGGCGUGAACCUGAAGGGAGCCAGCAGCAGCAACAGCAGACCUUUCAUGCUGAUGCCGGUUUGUAAAUGGAGGUAUCGCGUAACGAAGAUCACGACACGAGUGUACACACUUUAGUUAAAUGGGAUCAAUCAACAUGUCAAGGGAAAGGAAAGGAGGAGGCCUAUUGACUUCGCUAUUGCUAAGUAGUUUUUAGGACAGUAGGCAAUCGAUGAUGAACCAGAUAAAAAUGUUCAUUUGUUCAAAAGUGUGUUCAGUUAAUGUUACCGAACUGGGAAAGUUCUUCGAAGAAACCUGAGGAAAGUAUUUCCUGUAGGUCAUCCCUACAAUAACCUGACAACAAAUUACCAUUAUACGGCUGCCACCGUUGUAACUACAAAUCGGUGGAAAAUUGGCACUGCAAAAGCAAUUAAACAUAUUUAACGCAUGGGUUUCACGCUUCCACAACACGUGCUCGCGAGCAAUCUUCAAGUGGUCGUGCUAAACUGCCGUGAAUCGCAAGUCAGUCCCAUAUGUAAAAAGUAGGCAUUGAGAAAAUGGCCUCUAAAGUUUUCAAAUUCGAUUUCUAUGCGAAACUCUAUAAAAUCGCCAUAAAUUGAAAACUUCUGCGAUCAUCAUGAAACUUCCACAUAUUGUUUCAAACUUGGAAACGUAACAGUGAAAAAUAUAAAACUGGCUAAAACAAUGUUAGGUUUUGUACUGGAGGGUGCACAAGUUCGUAAUGGGACUGACUUGCGAUUACAUUUCAUUAUGGGACAAUUUGACUUGGUGUUGUUUUUCAGUUUUACUGAACAAACUAUAUAUUUUUUUGCACGCAGCUGAAAGAUCAUCCGAAGAAAGCUCGAAAACGGCCAUUAACUCAUUUUUGCCCAAAAUGCAGAUGGGACUGACUUGCGAUUCACGGCAGUAAAGCCAUCGCAAAUUACGAUAAGUACGUAUUGCCUUUUCAAGCUUUUUGUUAGUUUGAAUUCAAGGCCAGCUGGUUUAAAACAACUAUAGUUCAUAGUUUAAUUUAACCCUUAUGUGGCCGACAGGGUACCCGGGUACCCAGCGCCCAUUUAAAAAGCACGGUGUAGAAAAAAAGCAAAAAAAUUGUCAGACACAUAACGGUUAAAGACUGCUCAACCAAUUCUAUUAUUUUUUGUUAUUAUGCCUCUCAAGAAAAAUCAGAAUAUGGCGAUUAUCUGCCUCUGGCUUCUGAUAUUAGCGCGACAGUCACUAAUCAUAACAGCGUCACCAGAUUUAAAAGUAUAUAAUUCCAUUAUAUGGGGUUUGACAGCAAGAACACUCAUUCCACUGAGCCACUCUUGCCGUUCGUCACAAAUACAUUCAAAAACAUCUGUCACUUCGCGAAAUCCACGUGCUUUUGUUUUUGGCGGGAACACUUUUUCUUUUGUUUUGCCUUGCGACUGUCAUGCGGUGGUAUGCCUUGCGAGCGUACCACCGCGGCGGUGGCACCGCCGCAGGACUCUAAUAAAAGAUAAGCGCGACAAUAUUUAAUGUUUUUGAAUAAUACGUCAAUCAAUACUUAGUAUAUGUAAAUACUUGAAACAAAUUCAAUCUUAGGAUUGCUAACGAAGAUCAACUGUAGAUCACAUCACUUAAUUAUAUAAAUUUCAAACAUCUAGGGAAUCGCGCCACUUGGGCGGUGGCUUCUAUAUUCGUCUGUUUUCCACUAUAACUCAGUCAAAUUUGAACCAAUUGACACAAGUUUUGGAAUGUGGUGAGAUAGGUAUAGUAUCUACCCGUGUACAACAUUUCAAAUAAAUUGGUUCAAAACUGACUGAGUUAUAGUGGAAAACAGACGAAUAUAGAAGCCACCGCCCAAGUGGCGCGAUACCCUACAUCCACCAUAAAAUUCUCUUUUGAUUAAUGUUUGAAAUGUGUCACGUCUGGUAUAAGCAAUUUGUGGCAAACACAAACAAACCGGUUCGCGCACUUCGUUUAGUUUUCAGUUUCCAAUUCUUUUCGGUUCGGUAUCAGUCAAAUGAAUCAAUUUCUUUCUUUUCGAGAAUGUUCACUUAACGGAAGAAAAAAAAAACGAAAACAGUCAGCCCCUCGCCUUAAAUGAAAAGAAUGCCUGACACACCCUUGAUGAUACAUAUCAUCAAUCAUUAGAAGUUCCAUGGUUGAUGGGAAUUAGGUCAUACAAAAAGUAUGUACAUGUUUUUUGCAAUUUCUCAUCGUAAUAGGCUGUUUUACCUCACGCAAAUCUGACAGGAAAAGGCCUACUUUCCCACACCAAAUUAACAGUGCUGUAAUGGUUCAUUACAGCACUGAUUUGCGUUGCGUAAUGAACCAUUACAGCACUGUUUUCAGUUUUGGUCAACUUCUUGAUGCUUUCUGAACGCAGUUUUGAAAAAUUGUGACAACUGCACAGUAUAACCUGUUAUGUUCAGAUUUUCUCAAACAUGGCUAUGAACAUCAGUAUGCAGUUUGAUGAAAAAGUUUUGUUAAAAACUAUCCUCAAGGGUAAUUUAUGAAAUUGCAAAAAAACGUUGUACGCAACUCGGUGCAGAACUUGAUUUUUCCAGCACUCGUCGUAAUUAUCCAACUCGGCAAGCCUCGUUGGAUAAAUGUCCACCUCGUGCUGUAAAAAUCGUCAUUCUGCACCUUGUUGCGUAAACUACUAUUGGUGUUCUCGUUUCGACACCUGCUGGUGGUCCUACAUCCAUCCCAGUACGUUGGAAGAUUCUAGUAUUGAUUUCGCGAUUGUAAGAUGUCGAAUUAACAUUGAUAUCUUCGAUCAAAGUUUGCAAUUAAUAACAUGAUCCAAUGCAACAACCAGAUCCCAACAUUCAAACGUUAUUUAAAUUUCGAAUAGCGAAAACAAAUACCUACACAUAGGAAGAAAGUUCUUACAGCUUUCAAAUUAUCCGCAUCUUCAAUGCAGAGCAACGGCCAGACGUGCUGGCUGAACAACUCCCGUCUGGAAGAUUGAUCCAUUAUUCUAUUAUAGUUAUGCAAUCUGGUGCUGAUUCCUCUGAUUCUUCUCGCGUUUAGCUGGCUUACAGUUCGCAUAAAUAGGAAUUCGUGCAAAUAUUUGCUCUCGAGGAGCUGCAGCGCGUCUUUAGCUUUUGUAUUCCAACCAUAUGAAAUCUGGUCGGAGAAGUGAUGCAUGUGAUUGUGAACAAUUAUUCCCUGUAGCGUACACCAUAUACAAAUGGGGAUAAUGCUCCUACACGACACACACACAUGGCAGAGCCUUUCCGGAAACAAGUGGAAACGGCAAUUGCGAAUCUCAAGUAUCUGGAGGAGUGGCUUCUUCACUUUGAAGUUCAUUGCUCAUGUGUACAUAAAUGUGACAGAGAGCCUCCCACCAAAUUGUCUCCCAGCUCUUCAAAAUCGCAGUGUGCUGCGCUGCUAGGAGGCUCACGAAAAUCUGGUGGGUGCGAGCUAGGCACAUAGCUCCCGGGGAGCUCGUCUCAUGCGCUGCGUGAGCUGUUGGUAUCUAAGGUGAAAAACACCUUCUUGGUAACGAAGAACCUCAACAACUUUUUUCCGUACACAACACAAGUGUCUGGUUGGUCUAUGCGAUACGACUAGGGACUCUCAAUGCAACGGUUAAGGUUUCAAUUCUCGUUCGUUUAGGAAGUUUUUGUCGUGAAAUUUUCUAAUUUAAUCAGCGCAUGAGACGAAGCUCAUGAGACACAUCUUGAGAAAAAUGAGGCGCACAACUUUCAGUCUCAAAAUGUACUGUGCUCCUGGGAGCUAGCUUGCAAUGUGGCUCGCGUACAUGGGACUACAGCACGUGUACAUCAACUCUGCUUUGAACCCGGCUUCGAACAUUGACAGCAAGCUGCUAGAUGACGGUUGAUAAAACACACAUUCUUUUAGACGAAUUAUAUCACAAUUUGAAUGUGUGUUUUAGAAAAUCAGAAUGGUUUGUUAAAGCAGUUCCAGAUUCAUUAUGUUGUUUCCUUUUUUCUUGUAUAAGUGAUACAUUCUAUCUGAGAUAGAGCCAAGGAUGGAACCUUUAUUUCAGCAUGGUAUACUACAAGAAUCUCCGCAGUUCACCAGCAGAAAGCCUUGAUGCAUGAUUUGAUCUUUACAUGUUAACCAAUUGAUGUAGUUUUUUGCACGAUUAUACUUCAUAGGAUAUGUGUACCCUUCUUCAUCCUAAGCCCCUAUGUUUUUCAAAAACUUGUUCAAAAACAGUCGACAGAUUUGUUAGAAUCCCAAAAUAACCGCCACAAUGGCCGUCUUUGACACCUACUCAGGAUUUUGAGCGCACAAAUCUCUUCGUAAACAAAACCAGCGCACGUGAUCUUCUUAUUUUAAGCUUAUUACAAGUGAGCAAGAACAGAAUAAUAAAAUGCAUUGUUGUUUGCAGCUUGCUUCUUGAGAUUUGUGCGUUUGGAGCUCAGAUGGACUGUUUAAGCGGGAUUUCAAGAUGUUUGUCCUUAAGCACCGAUUCAUCCAUUCCGUCUGUUAACAUGCAUGCUCACUCCUAACAAAAAAAAUGUUCUCUACAUCAGUAUAACUCGAAAGAACAGCCUAUGAUUCUAAGAAGGAAAAAAACUUUUAACGGUGUUGUGAUCCAUAAUCUGAAUCAAUCACCUCUCGUAGGAUUUUGUACCGGGCAGAUCAAUGCAAAUUUCUUAACUUAGAACUGAACAACCUGAUCAAUGUCAAACCUGAUGACGUGAAGGGCGCGUUUACGCCCUUGACAAUUACGCAUAUGCAGAAUGCUCAAAACAUGGCGUAAAGAUUGUCCUCGGUUACGCCAAUGCGCAGGUAGGAAGAGAUGACUUUUUUCGUCCAAUCAUGGGAAGGGAGAGCCUUAAUUCACUCCUUCAUAAACGACAACGGCCUGACCGCGCUGCCAUAUAGUGCCGCGUGAAAGUGAGAGUGCGCGUCCAAAGGAUUUUCGUUGAUUUGCUGUUGUUGAUAUUCUUCUUUGCAGCUUCGCACACGUGCACUCCGACUCUCACGCGUAACUAUAACGGCGACCUGAGAUUAGAUUACGUUCCUGCUGUCAACUCAGACGUCGUUGAUUUGAUGUUAGAACUUUUGGGGGUCCCAACAUCGAAUCAGAUAACUACCGCGUAGGUAAGAUUCGAGCUCGGUCAUAAACCGUACCAGACUCCAAGAACCGCCGAUCGAUGCGUUUCAACAUCCAGCGUUUUUCAACAGACGGUAAGGUAGCUGAACCGAAUUGCAGAAGUUAGACGAUCGGAUAAGUGAGAUCAACGAGAACGAUAAUCUCAUCACAAUGUGGGAGUCCAUCCAUAGAGCAAUGAGUACGGCAGCGCGGAAGGUAAUGAGCACUGCUCAAAGACGACCUAAGUACUAGUGGUUCAACGAUAAGCGAUGGAUGCUUGCUUUUCGGGGACCCAGAGCAGAACAGGGAGCGAUGAACGGAAGCAAGAACAGCCGAAAAACAAUCCACCAUAGAAAGAAAAAAGACUAUAAGUUAAAAGUGAUUGCUCAAGCGCAAGAAGGUAUGGAACAGAAUGAUAUGCGUAGGUUUUACAAAACUGUCAAUGGCAGCCGGAGAGAAACAGCGCCUUCUCCCGUCAAGUGCAACGACAUUGCGACAUUGAAAAUAAACUAUUAAACAAUUAAACCAUUAAACUUGCUGACUAACAAAACAAAGGUGGCUGCCUGCCAGGUGAAGUUUGCAGGGAGUUCUUGAUAAGAUUCUGCCGGGGGUUUAUCAACCUUCCGUAAGUCGCGCGGUUGGCCACCACCGUCAGCACCGUCAGCACCACGUUAAUGCUGAGUACAGAAGGCGAGCUUUUUUCAAUGUGUUGUACAAAAUACAACAGCUCCAGGGUUAAGGAUUCCUUCAGAAGUUCCCUCUAGUUCAAAAACUCAUGCCAGGAUUCCUCAAGGAAAUACGCCCGAGAUUCUUCCAGAUAUUUUUUUCUGGGAUUUCUUGAAUACCUUCUGAGAUUACGUUAGGAGCUCCUGAAUUCCUUCAAAAUUCCUUUUCGGGAAUUUCUUCCGUGGUUUCUACACAAAUUUAUUCUAGGAUUUUCUUCUGUGAUUCCUCCAGGGAUCUUUCAGGAUUUCUUCAGAUAUUCGUUCUGGGACUUCCAUGGAUUUCUACAAAAGUUCGGGGAAUCCUUCAGGAAUUCCAUCCUAGAUUCUCAAUAGUUUCUUUGGGAAUGUCUUUAAAAGUUUUUAUAUGACUUCCAAUAUUCCUGGAAAAUAUGGCUGGGGAUUCCAACAAUUCCACCCGGGAUUUCUUCCAGUAUACCUCCAGGAGUUCUCUCUAGGAUUGCUUCAGAAAUUCCUUCCAAGAUUCCUGCAGAAACUCCUUCCACAACUCCGUCUGGGAUUCCUUUUAGGAAUUUCAUGCGAGAUUCCUCCCGGAGUUUCUUUUGGGAUUUCUUCAGGAAUUCUUUCUGAGAUCCUUCUACGAAUCCUACAAGGACUUCUUUCAGUAUUCUUCCAAUUUCUCCGGGAUUCUACCAGAAGCUCCUUCCAGGAUUCUUUCAGCAACUACUUCUGGAACUCUGGUAUUCUGUCAGAAAUUGCUUCUGGAAUUUCUUCAGGCGCUCUCACGUGGAUGGGAACUUUUUCCGGAAUUCCUUUGGAAAAUCUUGCCGAGAUUCUCCCGGGAAAUUCUUUCGGAAACUUCAGAAACUUCUUUCAGAAGCUUUCGAGACUAUUUCCAGGAUUCGUUCCGUUUCGAGUUUCUGCAGAUUUUGCUGGAUUUCCGCCAGAAGUUCAUUCUGCAAUUCCUUCAGAUGUUUUGAUGGGCAUAGCAUAGCAUAGCAUAGCAUAGCAUAGCCGACCGUACACAUCCUGGGGUGGCUGUCGAUAGAGACGUUUAAUGCGCCAGAAAAGCUGCCUGGGGCUUGACAGACUUUUCAUUGAACGAACUCUCGACACCUGGCCAGGUCCUUACGAUCAGCGGGGAUGGGGAGGAAAUGUUGAUUAGAUAUCUACUCAGAAUAUGUCCAAGAACUUGGCCCACUUCAUAGAUAUCUGGAGUUGGAAGUUGGAUGGGGUUUUAUAGGAUGGUUUCCGUGGCGAAAAAGCGUAUGAAAAGAUGUUGUAAAGCAAUAUUUAAUUAUGUAUCAUUAUUUACCUUAUUACCGCUGAAAGAGUAAAAAUUAGAAACAUAUGUGGAGGUUGUUAAACGAUGAUUAUAUUUUAGAAUAAACUUGAGUACUUGUUUGAGAUAAAGUUGCUAUCAUUGGAAGAAAAAAUAGAGUUAAUGUUUACCCAGG